UGGGAACUGGGGAAGUCGGGAAAAGGUGGACGCGACUCGCUUCAGCGUUGACUCGGAGUGGGGAUUCUGGGGAAGGCAAGACCUUCGGCUCGAAACCCACCACCCUUUUUGCAUAUAAAUACAGUAGACCCUGUGGCGCGGAACCGAACCAGAUCAACGUUCGGCCGCAUAUCAAACGUUGUCUUUGUUGACUGGAUAUCAUACUUGCACCUUCAGCAAACGCACUCGCCGGCCCGAUCAGCCAUGGGUGUCCCGGCCCUCUUCCGCUGGCUCUCGCAGAAGUAUCCCAAAAUUACUUCCCCCGUAGUUGAAGAGCAACCGCGUGAGAUCAACGGCCAUGUCAUCCCCGUCGACCUCUCGAAGCCCAACCCCAACGAGGAGGAGUUUGACAAUCUCUACCUCGAUAUGAACGGUAUCAUCCACCCCUGUUGUCAUCCGGAAGGCAAGCCGGCGCCGACCUCGGAGGAAGAGAUGUUUGUUGAGAUCUUCAAGUACAUUGACCGUAUCAUGGGCAUGAUCCGGCCGAGGAAGGUGCUCUACAUGGCCAUUGACGGAGUUGCUCCGCGAGCGAAGAUGAACCAACAGCGAUCGCGACGGUUCCGCGCCGCCCAGGAAGCGCAGAUAUUGAUUGAGGAGGAGGAGAAGAUCCGACGGGAAUGGGAAGCCGCGGGAGAUGUCUUUCCGGAGAAGGAUAAGAAAGAUCAUUUCGAUUCCAAUUGCAUUACGCCGGGAACUCCUUUCAUGAGCAAUCUGGCGACCGCAUUGAGAUACUACGUGGCUGAUCGGUUACAUACCAACCCGGGAUGGCGAAAUCUGAAAGUCAUUAUAUCGGAUGCUAGUGUGCCCGGUGAAGGCGAACAUAAAAUCAUGGACUACAUUCGACGUCAGCGGUCACAAACAGGAUAUGAUCCCUUCACGCAUCAUGUCCUGUAUGGUCUGGAUGCGGAUCUUAUCAUGCUGGCGUUGGCGACCCACGAACCAUACUUCAAGAUUCUCCGAGAAGACGUCUUCUUCAAGGACAACAACAACAAAGGUUGUUUCAUCUGUGGGCAGUCUGGACAUCAAGCAGCGGAGUGCACUGGAAAGAAGAUGGAGAAGAUUGGGGAGUUCGGGGAGAAAAGCACCGGAACGCCGUCAGAUGAGAAGCCGUUCAUUUUGCUUCAUGUUAGUGUUCUGCGCGAGUACCUCGAAAUAGAAUUGAAGGUCACGGAUCUUCCGUUCCAAUGGAGUCUUGAGCGGGCCAUUGACGAUUGGGUGUUCCUCUGCUUCUUCGUUGGGAAUGAUUUUUUGCCACAUUUGCCAUCACUGGAAAUCCGAGAGGGGGCGAUUGACAAACUGAUCGAGCUGUGGAAGAAGAAUCUGUUGCAUUGGGGCGGCUACCUUACCGAUAGUGGCGAGAUCGCCCUGGAUCGGGUUCAUGCCAUGAUGGCGGACCUUGGGAAGGUAGAGGAUGAGAUCUUCAGGGAGAGAAAGAAAUCUGAGGAACGGCGUAAGGAUGCUCAGGACCGUAGGAAACGAGAGCAGGCCGAUAGGGAUCAGGUCAAAAGCAGCGGUUACGAUAUGCUCGAGCGCAAUAAUAGCCACGUGGAAGGUGGCAUUGCGGAUUUCAUGAAUGCUGCGAUUCCUCCUUCCGUCAAGACGCCCGUCAAAAAGCCAGUGAUUCCAACUGCCGACGUCAACAAAGCUGCCGCGAAUGCUCUCAAAGCUUCGCUGAGGGCGAAAGCGGAAAUACAAACGUCUCCGACGCAUGGCACUAAACGCAAAGAUCCCGAACCGGAAAACGGAGAGGCUGUCGCAGAAACAGCACCCGUUGAGGACUUGGAGCCAAUAUCAGACGGUGAAGACGAAGUUGAACCCGAUAUUCCUGAGGAAGAGAUUGAGGAGACUAUGACCGUCGCCGACGUACCCAUUCGCCAUCUUCCUGUAGUCAAGAAGGCGGAAGACGACGAGCCUUACGAUGACGUGAGGUUGUGGGAAUCAGGUUGGAAGCAACGGUACUAUCUGAACAAGUUCAAAGUGGAGCCAACCGACGUGGGGUUCCGCCGCAGUCUUGUCACAUCCUACGUUGAAGGGCUGUGUUGGGUUUUGAAGUAUUAUUAUCAAGGCGUCCAGUCAUGGAAGUGGUUCUUCCCUUACCAUUACGCUCCCUUCGCCUCUGACUUCGACUUCAUCGAUGAGCUUCACAUCACCUUCGAGCUAGGCAUCCCGUUCAAGCCCGUUGAGCAGCUCAUGGGUGUACUCCCCGCUUUCAGUAAACAGCAUAUCCCGGCACCCUUCCGCCCCCUGAUGACGGAUCCCGAGUCGCCCAUCAUUGACUUCUACCCGGAGAAGUUCCCCAUUGACCUUAAUGGAAAGAAGUUUGCUUGGCAAGGUGUUGCCUUGCUCCCUUUCAUUGAGCAAGACCGGUUAUUGGAAGCUAUGAGCACUCGGUAUCACUUGCUGACUGAAGAGGAGGUUAUUCGGAAUACGAAGGGAGAGGAAGCCGUUGUUGUUGGCGGUGGUAACAAGCUUUAUGAGCCAUUCUGUACAUUGUAUGGACGGCAGACUGACGACGGGCCAAUGCCCAUUGACCCCAAGAAAAGCCAAAAGUUCUUCGGCUCGGUAUUACCGGACCCCCAAGCGUGUCUACCAGGAAGCACCUACGAGUCCCCACUCGUUGAAUAUGGCAUGCCCGACAUCAAGAACAACAAGUCUAUAAGUGUUCUGUACUUCAUGCCGGAGUUUGCCCCGGGGCACAUCUUCAAAGCGGACCUACUGCCGAAUGUGCAGAUGCCUCGUCAAAUCUUGACUGCCGAUGACGCUUACGCUGUGAGGAUGGGCUAUAACAGUCGCGGAAGAGGUCGUGGGAGGGGUCGUGGUCGUGGUGGGGGUCGUGGGACUGCAGAUCGAUUCAUCAGACAUGGAGUUGGCGGUGGACGAGAUGACUCGCGCGACCAUAACCGGCAAGAUGACAGGGGCUCGGGCGGGUACGGACACGAUUCCAAAAGGCCGCGUUAUGACAAUCGGUCACAUGACCUACCAUACAUGGGCGGAGGUGGUUACGAACGAUACAACUCGGGGAGCAACUACGAACAAUCGGGCGGAAGUUAUCAGUCGUAUGGUGGUGGCUACACUCCUAACACAUAUGGGAACCAGCCAGGCGGCUAUCAGCAAGGCGGUAGCUACGGUGGUAGUUAUCAGCAAGGAGGUGGCGGUUAUCAAAGCUCAAGAGGAGGCGGCGGCUACUAUCAAGGAGGAGGAGGGUACCAGGGCGGGAACCAAGGAGGUUACAACUCGUCAGGAGGAGGUUACGGAGGCGGCUACAGCAAUUCACAGUACUCAAGAGAUGGGGGACCUCCAGGCGCUGCGUCUGGUCAACAGGGCGGAUACGGUAAUAAUUACGCUCCCGCGCCCCCGAACUUGGCAUGGAAUAGGAACGUGUCUGCCGGUCGCGGGUCGUCGUCAUCCCCUGCACAGCGAGGGAGAGGUGGCGGCAGGGGUGGUAGUUAUAGAUGAGCAGUAGCCCUGUAGAAUGUGUUAUUGUUUUCCGUUCCCUGAUUGGGUUCGGUGUGUUUGAUUUCCGGUGAAUUUAUUCGCCGCCGCUGUGAACCAGGAAAAAAUGUAGCAACCUGUGCAACAACCAUGAUACUGUACGUACGUUGAACAUCGUGUCGGAUUCUGUAAACCA
Molecule: messenger RNA, 3667 nt
Organism: Fimicolochytrium jonesii
Lineage: Eukaryota; Fungi; Chytridiomycota; Chytridiomycetes; Spizellomycetales; Powellomycetaceae
Product: exoribonculease Dhp1
Exons: 8
Coding region: 244-3495 (1083 amino acids)
Biological process (GO): nuclear-transcribed mRNA catabolic process
Cellular component (GO): nucleus
Molecular function (GO): RNA binding; 5'-3' RNA exonuclease activity; zinc ion binding
Source: RefSeq, a predicted model, not a curated record